AUGACGGUCCCAAACUCCGCCUCGCCCCGACCCGGCGUCUUGAUGCUUGGCACGGUCCAUCACGCAAAGCCAGAGCUUGAGAAACUCUCCGAGGUCGCCAGCAUAGAGCAAGUCACGUCAGGAACUCGUCAGGGCUUCAUUCGCGAAUGUGAUGCCGGCACGUACAGCCAUGUCGUCGCCAUAUCACGCACCUACGACUCCGUCGCUAUUACCGGACGAUUCGAUGCAGAGCUCAUCUCGCACCUCCCGGCCUCCGUCAAGUUUCUGUCGCACAAUGGCGCCGGCUAUGACCAGAUUGAUGUCAACGCGUGCACAGAAAGGGGCAUUUCCGUGUCCAACACGCCGGGCGCAGUAGACGCCGCCACUGCCAACACGGCCAUCUUCCUCAUGCUGGGCGCCCUGCGUCGCGCGUGGGUUCCUCAGCUCGCCGUCCGUGAGGGCAAGUGGCGAGGCGACAGCGCUCUUGGCCGCGACCCCGACGGCCUGACGCUGGGCAUCCUGGGCAUGGGCGGCAUUGGCACCGCGACGGCUAAACGAGCAGCUGCGUUUGGAUUCCGGCUCCAGUACCACAAUAGAAGUCGAGUGGCCGGGCUGGACGAGCUGUUUGCAGAGCAGGGUGCUCCGAGAUAUGUCAGCUUCGAGGAGCUGCUGCGAACGAGCCAUGUUAUAUCGGUGCAUCUGCCGCUGGGGCCGGCCACCAGGGGUCUGAUUGGCGCAAAGGAACUCGACGCCAUGAAGGACGGCGUUGUCAUUGUCAACACGGCUCGAGGCCCCAUCAUAGACGAGGCCGCCCUGGUCAGUGCCCUCGAAUCCGGCAAGGUGCGAAGCGUCGGCCUCGAUGUUUACGAAAAGGAGCCGGAGAUUCACCCCGGCCUGCUCAAGCAUCCCGGAACCAUGCUUCUGCCACAUAUAGGCACCGCGACCGUCGAUACCCAGAGAAGGAUGGAGGUUCUCGUAAUCGACAAUGUCAAAAGUGCAGUCACCCGAGGAAAGCUACUUACCCAGGUCCCCGAACAGAGACCUCCCGUGGCCAAGGUCUAG
Messenger RNA from Hirsutella rhossiliensis, 1041 nucleotides. RefSeq names its product d-isomer specific 2-hydroxyacid dehydrogenase, NAD binding domain-containing protein. Gene Ontology annotation, cellular component: cytosol. The record is from RefSeq and is a predicted model, not a curated record. Gene Ontology annotation, molecular function: hydroxypyruvate reductase [NAD(P)H] activity; glyoxylate reductase (NADPH) activity; NAD binding. The transcript has 5 exons. Lineage: Eukaryota; Fungi; Ascomycota; Sordariomycetes; Hypocreales; Ophiocordycipitaceae. Bases 1 to 1041 code for a protein of 346 amino acids.